AUGGCUACCCGACUAAUGCUACGAUGGUUUUUGCACCCACUUACGCCCUUCUUGAAGUCUGCAGCCACUAUCGAUGUACUUCAAUCCAGUGGUACUGUGUUCGUCCAAAAUGGUCCACAACAGGGUCAUCAGACCGUUCACCAAUGCUUCACCACCUUUGGAAAGUGCGAGGUGCAGACCACCCAGGCUAAGGCCGCAGUGAAUAUGCGGGCCCGUGGCUUGCAACUUCAUCUCUCGAAUAAAACCAAAUUCACUCAAAUAGACCCACCCACUUUUGUCAAUUAUGUGACAAAGGGCAGUUUACUUGUUCAAAACCACUGGUGUGGAAAUCAAGAUGUGAAGGCAGCGUCAAAAGAGGCCCACAAACACUGA
Messenger RNA from Opisthorchis viverrini, 372 nucleotides. RefSeq lists its product as hypothetical. The record is from RefSeq and is a predicted model, not a curated record. Bases 1 to 372 code for a protein of 123 amino acids. NCBI's taxonomy places the organism in Eukaryota, Metazoa, Platyhelminthes, Trematoda, Opisthorchiida, Opisthorchiidae. The transcript is spliced from 2 exons.